This is a messenger RNA of Scaptodrosophila lebanonensis, 2511 nucleotides long. RefSeq names its product Na(+)/H(+) exchange regulatory cofactor NHE-RF1. Gene Ontology annotation, biological process: protein localization to plasma membrane. The coding region runs from base 561 to 1493 and encodes 310 amino acids. The record is from RefSeq and is a predicted model, not a curated record. Gene Ontology annotation, molecular function: protein-membrane adaptor activity; protein binding. NCBI's taxonomy places the organism in Eukaryota, Metazoa, Arthropoda, Insecta, Diptera, Drosophilidae. The transcript has 2 exons. Gene Ontology annotation, cellular component: apical plasma membrane.
AAACGCCGAUAGCGCGUGAAUUUUUAACGAUAAAACGGACGAAGAAUUGUUACGGGCGCUCCAACACAUACAUACACACACACAAACUCCCCCUCUCGCGAUAAUCGAAAAGUGCCACGCUCACUACGCUCGCAAGUUAAUUUACUACUACCACAUACUACCAGAGUGUUAUUGUUGUUGCUGUUUUUGAUUGAUUUCGACUUAUGCAAAAUACACACGCACACACAUGCUUAUACAUACACACAUCCACAUUGGCUCGCGAAAAGGUUCAUUAAAAAUAAGUAAGGCUUAAAUUUUUGUGUGUAUUUAUUAACACAACUCGACGACAACGACGUCGCCAACAGCAGCAGCAGCAGCAGAAGCAGCGAAAACAAAAAGAAGAACAAUAACAACAACGUCAGGUUGUUAUUUGUUAUUGUGCAAUUUUUGCCUUAACGCCGCGCGCGUGCAGUUUUUUGACAAGGAGGAGCAGAGUAUUGCAUACAAAAGAGUGGGGACAACAACAAUUUGCCAACAGCAGCCUCAACUACUAGACAACAUUUGGUUAUAUUAGCGACGCCAUGUCUACACCGAACUCACCAACCACGCCCAAAGCACCCACGCCGCCCACAUUGCCGCCCGGCGUCACAAAGGUCUGUCACAUAGUCAAGCGGCCGGACUUUGAUGGCUACGGCUUUAAUCUGCACUCGGAAAAGGUGAAGCCGGGCCAGUUUAUUGGCAAGGUGGACGCCAAUUCACCAGCUGAGGCAGCAGGUCUGAAGGAGGGGGACCGUAUUUUGGAGGUCAACGGUGUCUCCAUUGGCAGCGAGACGCACAAACAGGUGGUGGCACGCAUCAAGGCUAUUGCCUGUGAGGUGCGGCUGCUGCUCAUCGAUGUGGAUGGAAAGGCCAUUGAAGCAUCCGCAUCGCCGCCCUCGUCAGUGGUUAGCAAUGGCAGCAGCUCUCCAGCACCAGCCUACGAGGGCACCAAACAGGAGAUGCCCGGCGCCAGCGCCAACAUCAGCAGCAUCAGCAUGGUGAGCACGAAGCGUGCCUCGAACGCGAGCAGCAAUCAAAGUGGCAGCACAAUGAAUGUCAGCGACAUGGAUGUUGUGGACAGAGCUGUUCCAGCUGCAUCUAUGCCCAUGUCUACGCCUCCCAUGGCAGCCCAAAAUGGCACAAAACCGGUGGCCAUAACCAACAACAACAACAACAAUUUAAUGAACACACCGCCACCACCCUCAGCGGCCAAGGCAUCGAUGAACAGUAACGGCAAUGUCUAUACCACUAACGGCACUAACGGCACUAACGGCACCAACGGCACCAACGGCAACACGCCCACGUCGCCCAUGUCGCCCAGCAGCCCAACAAUGGCCGUUAAUCGGGCAGGCAGCCUCAAUCUGCCGCUCACCGCCGCCGAAAUGCGCGCCAAGUUGGCCUCCAAGAAGAAGUACGAUCCAAAGAACGAGAGUGUGGAUCUGAAGAAGAAAUUCGAAAUCAUACAAAAGCUCUGAGAGUAUCCUCCGGUUGUGGAACCAGCAUUGUACUUGUUAUUAAUUUACACACAAACACACACGCACACAUAUAGUAUACACACACACACACACAAAUACGUUUCACAGCUAGCGACUAACUAGCUGAAAAUCUACUUUAACUUCCUUAGGCCAUGAAAAAUGUAAUAUUUAUGAUACAGUCUUGUUUUGAAUUCCGAGAAAUGCAAUUUCUAAUAAGUAUACAUAUUUAUUAAUUGCUGGCAUUUCGUUCCACCGCCAUCGGAAAUGGCAACAAGCCUGCGAUUACAGUUUUCCCGCUCUAAGAUUUACAUUUAAUGAAAUUUUGAAAUAAUGUAAACUAGAUGAGAACGGGAAUAGAAACGAACUUUUUUUAAAAAUAUGUCACAGUCUGGACAGGAUAUGUAUUUCUGUAUUAAUUACGAGAAGUCGGAAAUCGUGAACGUUUGCCACUUAAUACCAUUAAUCCCAAUUACACAAAUCCUAAUGUGAUUAUUCCAUUUGAACUAUAUAGUAGCUGACGAUUCUCUUGUAUCGUAGAAAUGUCGAAAUACGUAGGUCGAAGUGCGAUAAUCGCUCGUAUGUAUACAGCUAUCCAUACGUACAACAAAUAUAUAUACAUAUUUUUUAAAUACAUAUUUAGUAUGCCAAGUCACUUAUUAACUAAGCAAAUUUUUAAUUAUUCUAGCCUAAACUUAAAGCAAAAUUGUUUAAAAACAAAAACAGAAAAACGUACGAAAAAUGUAACAUUUAAUUUAGUACUCUUUAGCGAAUGUAUCCAAGUAUUCAUAUAUGCUUAAAAAAUAAUAAUUUGGAAACUUACAUUUUUUAGUGAAGAACCACAAUUUGAAAACAAUUCCAAUGUACUAAGUUUAUGUAUAAAGAAAAACAGAACCUGUUUGGUUUUGGUUUUUCUGUAAUUUCAAUUAGAAAUAUGUAAUUAAAUGUGCGUUUUUGGCAAAUAUGUAUUCAAAUUGCAUAUUUUUUCAGUAAAUAAAGAUAAACAGUAAAAGCGCUCAAA